AUGUCAAGUAAUAAUAUACUAGAAAGUGUUAAAUCAAGUACAAAGGAAGUCGUAAAUUUGUGUAAUUGGAUAUCUAUUUCAGAAUCGUCUUUGCCCGCGCUGAUCGAUGCGUUGAAGGGUACCUUGCAGGAUGCUCGUCCAUCAAAAUUUCCCUUAAAUUUUAAGAAUUUAGAGGAUGAGGUGAAUUUUGUUGCUCUGUAUGGUCUUGUAAGUUUUGGCUCUGGCUUCCGAGACCAACUUCACGAAGCAAUUGGACGAGGUGCACAAGAAACUUCGCUAUUUUUGAUGCUGUCCAUUUAUAUUUCUAACGAAAACGGAAUACCCGAUUCCACUCACUUAACAAACAUUAAAGAACAUGAUAUUCAAUCUUGGAUGAAUCUCCCAGCCACUGAAGAAACGCCGGUGGAAUCCCUUCCAGGUGUCUUUGCAGUUUCUUCUAGUCACUUGAUGGAACUGGUGAAGAAAAUGACGUUUGUUUUAAAUACUACGGGUGAGAUAUUGAAAAUGAAAAAUUUCUCGUCAUUGGGUGAAUUCUGCCUUCGAUAUGGCAAUAGCAAGGAUCCUUCAAUUCUUAUUCAUGCACUUAGUAGCACGUUUCCGGCAUUUCACGAUAUAGAGGAGGUGUAUGGAAAAGAAGUAUAUUUAUUAAAAAAAGCACAAGUAACUGCUUAUCAGCUAUCUCUUUUGUACCCCGACAGAUUUGGUCGUCAAGGGUUGUGUAUAUUCGCUGACAAUGUUAUACCAACUGUUUUGUAUCUUUAUGGAAUUUUAAAAAUUCCGGCCGAGCUAAAAGAAAAGUUGGAAAACAAAAAACUUUUAGAAAAAGAGGAAAUAACUGUCCUUCGGGCCUCUUCCGUCUUUGUUUGUGAAUUGAUUUCCGAAAGAACGAAAAUUCCAUCUCCACAAUUAGAUCAAGCUCUUUGGAAACUAGGGAAAUUCUCACCGGAAGUACGAAACUCUCCAAGGUUUUCAUACCAAGACACCAUUAUGUUUUGA
Messenger RNA from Schizosaccharomyces octosporus yFS286, 996 nucleotides. RefSeq lists its product as uncharacterized. Bases 1 to 996 code for a protein of 331 amino acids. Lineage: Eukaryota; Fungi; Ascomycota; Schizosaccharomycetes; Schizosaccharomycetales; Schizosaccharomycetaceae. The record is from RefSeq and is a predicted model, not a curated record. Gene Ontology annotation, biological process: tRNA modification. The transcript is spliced from 2 exons.